Messenger RNA from Rana temporaria (common frog), 1818 nucleotides. It is a transcript of the gene HIBADH, whose product is annotated as 3-hydroxyisobutyrate dehydrogenase. The record is from RefSeq and is a predicted model, not a curated record. The transcript is spliced from 8 exons. Gene Ontology annotation, biological process: L-valine catabolic process. Bases 63 to 1052 code for a protein of 329 amino acids. NCBI's taxonomy places the organism in Eukaryota, Metazoa, Chordata, Amphibia, Anura, Ranidae. Gene Ontology annotation, molecular function: NADP binding; 3-hydroxyisobutyrate dehydrogenase activity; NAD binding. Gene Ontology annotation, cellular component: mitochondrion.
CUGUACGUCACAGAGGGCGUCUAAACAAGAAUCCUAGAAGUGGAGGUCAGCAGGGAGGAAGCAUGGCAGCCCUGUUAAGGAAGUCUUGCAGUGCUUUGCACAGCUCUGUCAGCAGGCAUGCACGCUUUGCAGUGGUUUGCAGGUCAAUGGCCUCCAAAACACCUAUUGGGUUCAUAGGACUUGGAAAUAUGGGAAAUCCAAUGGCAAAAAAUCUUGUGAAACAUGGGUAUCCUGUUGUUGCGUAUGACGUUUUUCCAGAGGCCUGUAAAGAAUUUCAAGAUACUGGUGCCCAGAUUGUAGAAUCGCCAUCUGAUGUUGCUGACAAGGCUGACCGAAUAAUCACUAUGUUGCCAUCAAGUUUGAAUGCCAUUGAAGCAUACACGGGUCCAAAUGGAAUUUUGAAAAAAGUGAAGAAAGGCUCUUUGUUGAUUGACUCAAGUACCAUUGACCCAGCAGUGUCUAAAGAACUGGCAAAGGCAGUGGAAAAAAUGGGAGCUGUUUUCAUGGAUGCACCCGUCUCUGGAGGUGUUGGAGCUGCCAGAUCUGGGAACCUCACAUUUAUGGUUGGCGGAGUUGAGCAAGAAUUUGAUGCUGCAAAAGAACUUUUGUCUUGUAUGGGAGCUAAUGUGGUUUACUGUGGAGAAGUUGGAACAGGGCAGGCAGCAAAAAUUUGCAAUAACAUGCUGUUGGCUAUUGGCAUGAUUGGCACAGCAGAGACCAUGAACCUUGGAAUAAGAUUAGGGCUUGACCCAAAGCUACUGGCCAAAAUCCUGAACAUGAGCUCCGGACGAUGCUGGUCAAGUGACACCUACAACCCUGUACCAGGGGUGAUGGAAGGCGUGCCCUCUGCCAAUAAUUACCAGGGUGGAUUUGGAACUACUCUUAUGGCCAAGGAUCUUGGUUUGGCCCAGGACUCCGCCACAAACACGAAAACCCCAACACCUCUGGGAUCUCUAUCGCAUCAGUUAUACAGACUUAUGUGUGCCAAGGGCUAUGCCCAGAAAGAUUUCUCAUCCGUCUUCCAGUUUUUACGUGAAGAAGAAAACUUGUGAACAGAUUUUGAAGAUCUUUACAAACACUAUUUUUGAAUCCAUGUUAGGUACAUAAGCAAAGGAAAAGUUAAAAGGUUGUAUGUUGGUGAGGAAGUCUUUGUAGAAGUGAAUAUGUGGUCUCAGACAGGACAUCCUUAUUGUCAAAACAAAGUGGAUGGUAAAAGUGAAGAAGCAGCUGCUAAGUUGUUGGUUGGAAAUGCCCAGACACCAUUACAUGUCUCUACUCCUCUCUGCAUCUCAAGUUUUUAAGGCCAUAAUAAGCUUGAACUUUGGGUCAUGAGUCGGGAUCUUUUUCUAUAGCUGUAAUUGUCACUGUAUCAUGCAGUAUUUGAGGAAGAUGAUGUUUCUGUGCUUCAGCAAUAACCACCUGUUACAAUAUUGGAUUUAUUCAGUAAGGCAGUGCAAAGUGUUGUAGCCCCCAGCAGCAGAUCAGAUUUGAGAACAAUAAUCAGAUUGGGUAAGAGGUGAUUUGGGGUUACUUGGUAUGAGAUCAUGUACUAGGCUCUGCUGUUUGGACUGCUUUAUUGGAUAAACCUGUAUGAUGAUUUUUUUUAUCUGUCAUGAUUUAGAGACAAUAGCGGAUAUCGUUCUGCAAGCUACUGUGAAGAAAUGAGCCUAUACUUUUAAGAUACUUUGAUACUAUGUUUUGUCUGUUUAGCUCCAAAAAUUAACACUUAUACACAGAGGAAGGUAUGAUUUAAUAAUUGUGAACCAAGAUCCAGAACUUUUUAUGUGAACCCUUAAUAAAACAUGGUAGUAUAAUGCA